Molecule: messenger RNA, 4642 nt
Organism: Rhagoletis pomonella (apple maggot)
Lineage: Eukaryota; Metazoa; Arthropoda; Insecta; Diptera; Tephritidae
Gene: Mvl
Product: protein Malvolio
Exons: 13
Coding region: 72-1862 (596 amino acids)
Biological process (GO): manganese ion homeostasis; metal ion transport; response to manganese ion
Cellular component (GO): apical plasma membrane
Molecular function (GO): cadmium ion transmembrane transporter activity; iron ion transmembrane transporter activity; manganese ion transmembrane transporter activity
Source: RefSeq, a predicted model, not a curated record
GUGCUGGACUGGAGUUUGUAAUUUUUCGGUUAUAUUUUAUCUGUGAACAUUAUAUUGAGUGACGAACAAUCAUGGAUUCAAAUGGCACAUUUUCCAGAAAUGAUGAUCAGAACGGUGAGCCUAUGGCUAGUUCAUCUACUACACCGCCGCAAAAUAGCACAACGCGACGCGCGCAACCUUUCGUUAUACCAAAUGAGGGCACUUAUCUAAAACCUGCAGCGAAACAGGCCUACUUCAGUGAUGAAAAGGUGCUCAUUCCACAAGUAGAUGAGGCUGGCUUCAGUUUUCGCAAAUUAUGGGCAUUCACUGGUCCUGGGUUUCUCAUGUCUAUAGCCUAUCUCGAUCCGGGUAACAUAGAAUCGGAUUUACAAAGUGGCGCCGCAGCAAAAUAUAAAAUCUUAUGGGUGCUUUUAUGGGCUACAGUUUUGGGUUUGCUGAUGCAGCGCUUAGCGGCGAGAUUGGGUGUUGUGACGGGUCUGCAUUUGGCGGAGAUGUGCUAUCGGCAGUAUAGGAAAUUUCCCCGUAUUAUACUAUGGAUAAUGAUUGAAAUAGCCAUUAUCGGUUCAGAUAUGCAGGAAGUGAUUGGCACAGCCAUAGCCAUAUAUCUGCUGUCGAAUAAAAUCGUACCGCUAUGGGGUGGAGUGUUAAUAACAAUUGUUGAUACGUUUACGUUUUUAUUUUUGGAUAAAUAUGGUUUAAGAAAACUGGAAUUUCUCUUCGGUUUUCUGAUCACUGUGAUGGCGGUUACUUUUGGUUAUGAGUACAUCGUCUCAGCGCCCAGUCAAUCUGAAGUGAUGAUAGGUAUGUUUGUGCCAUGGUGUAAGGAUUGCAAUGCCAAUGUCCUACUGCAGGCGGUAGGCAUUGUCGGUGCUGUGAUAAUGCCCCACAAUCUAUACCUGCAUUCCGCCUUAGUCAAAUCACGUGAUAUCGAUCGCCGUCAACCGAAAAGAGUGAGCGAGGCGAAUUUCUACUUCUUCAUUGAGGCGUCAGUGGCGCUGUUUGUAUCCUUUAUUAUAAAUCUUUUCGUUGUGGCGGUCUUUGCGCAUGGCAUGUAUGGUAAAACCAAUCAGGACGUGCUUGAUGUCUGCGUUAAUCAAAGCAUGUACGAGGAUGCGAAAGCUUCGUUUGCGGAUAAUAAUAAUAACACAGAUCUCAUUGAUGCUGAUAUCUACAAAGGUGGCCUAUUCUUGGGUUGCACUUUCGGCGCAGUGGCAAUGUAUAUUUGGGGUGUUGGCAUUUUGGCGGCAGGACAGAGUUCCACCAUGACUGGCACAUAUGCGGGUCAAUUUUCAAUGGAAGGGUUCUUGAAUCUGCAAUGGCCACGUUGGCGACGUGUACUUUUUACGCGGCUAAUUGCAAUUAUACCCACUUUCUGUUUGGCAUUCUUCACUCGCAUGGAGGACUUGACACAUCUCAAUGAUAUACUGAACGCUGUGAUGUCGUUGCAAUUGCCUUUUGCUGCUAUACCAACGAUAGCAUUCACCUCAUGUGCGGCCAUAAUGGGUGAAUUUGUGAAUGGAAUCACCAACAAGGUCAUCUCUAUACUUUUAACAAUAGUCGUGAUAACGGUAAACAUCUACUUUGUUGUUGUACAAGUACAAACGGCGUCCUUGGAAGGUGGCUUUGUAGCAUUAGUUUGUAUAGUUGCCAUUUUAUAUUUGCUUUUUAACCUUUACCUUGUGAUACACAUGAUUGCGUGCAUGGGCAAUCGAAGGUUCGUGGAUAAUCGGUGGGUCCAGAGAUUUGUGCUACCCAGCCAGAACAGCUUUACGAUAAAGAACGUCAACUCAACCUAUGCAAGAAUUUCACCGAACGGCGAUCAGGAAGUAGAUGUUCCCUUCGGCGAAGAAGAAGAUGCAUAGCCACUACUAUUCGAUAUUGAUUCCGAGGACAGCGAUGACUGCGACGACACUAUUUUUAGGAGUCAUAAUAACAACAAAGCGCAUAACCAUGACUGUUCCAGCAUUAUCAGCUAGCAUCUUAGAAACACCUGCUGCUGCUUUGAUGGUUCCAAUAUUUUCACCCACAUGCAACAACUACUACUACUACUAAUGUUAGCUACAGUUAUGCCAAAGUAACAAUCAUACAUUCAAAGUGACAACAGCCACAUUACGUAAUUUUAUAAACAUCAAAAGUAAAAAAAAAACGAAAAUGUUUCAUAUUUUUUUAAAAUCACAACAACUACAACAGCAUCAUCAUCUAGAAGUUAAGUUAUGUAUUUGAUUUUCAAUGCAUUUAGAUGAGAUGUCACACAUGUAUAUAUGUAUGAACUGCAACAAUUACUAAAGCAAAUACAACAACUGUGACAGGUCGACGCUGGGACUGAGAGUUGAAAAAGUAAAAAAAAGAACGGAAAAGACAUCCAAUCGGAAUUAUGCAAUUAGCUUGUUAUAUUAUGUUUUUUUAAACUUUUAAUGUUUUUGCUUUGAUUUUUCAAUGAAAUUAAAAAUCAGCGUAGAAAUUUGAAAAAGUUUAGUUAGGAUUAAGAGUCUGUUGCCUUUUACAGCUUAAAAAUAUUUGUAAAUUCUAAUUUGAAAAUGUACGAUUUCGAAUUUUCCACAAUUGUAAACAUUUGUAAGUGCUUGCUAAAAAGACAAAAUUAAAAAAAAAAAGGUAUUUUUUAAGAUUUAUGUGUGCAUAUAUGUGGUGAGGCGAGGCUGUGAGAUUUAUUGUAGAAACCGGUAAAACUUGACUAUCUGGUUUUAAAAAUUAAGCAGAAAUUUUGUUUAUAUGCAUGACAAUUUAAGUGUUAUUGAUUGGAGUAUUAAACGUGUAUCGAUAUUAAAAAUUAUGGGGUACCUAUUUAAUUUGUUCAACUUAGUAAAUAAAGGGACCCACAAAAAUUUCAAAAUUAUUUUUUUUAUCGCAAAAAUUUACUACAUUUCGACUUUGACCGGCUAUAACUCGGCGGGCUUUUAUAUAAGUUUCAAUACGCCGAUUUAAGUCAAAACAUUGUAAAAUCUUUGCGCUUGUAAAAAAAUUAAAAUUUUUUUUAAACCCUGGUAGAGACAUCUAAAGUGUUUAAAAAACAUUUUAAAAAAUUUAUGGGUGUCCCAUACAAAAUGUAGAUGUUGAUAUUUUAAGGAACAUCUUGAGAGAUAUGUACAUGUGUAUGUAUACUGGGUCAUAUAAAAAGGCUUUGCGGAUUUUUGGGUAAAUGUUUGAAUUUUUUUUAUUGAAAAUCAUUUUUAAUCAAGUACAUAUUGGCCAUUGUUAUUAUGUAUCUUUGCCAUUUUUCGGGUUGCGUCAUAAUUUCAUUUGUGUAUCGAUCGGCCAAUUUUUUACCAUUAUGAGAGUUAUACAGAUACCGCGACAAAUGGAAGUCAGACAGUGCAAGGUCUAUGAUUGCAUCAAAACUUCUUAACCUUCAUAUUUUUCAUAUUUGGUACCUACUACAAUCGUUUUUCGGUUUGGACUGAGACCAAAAAACUUCACCAAUUGCCUCUCUCCUUCGCGGAUUUGUGGCAGUUUUGCGCUUCGUCCAUACAUAUACAACAUACCCAAGCCAGCCCCUUUCGAACCAAUUCUGGUCGCUCUUUUUUUUAUUGCUUCGUACAAGCGGUCGAAUUGUACAGUAGAGGACCGAAUUAAUCGUUUCCCAUCAACACCACAUAGUUUCAAAAUCCGUUAAGACUUUUCAUGAGACCAAAUACAUACAUAAUAUGUUCAAUGGUAUAUAUAUGUGUGUACAUGUAUGUAAAAUAGUUUUAACUCAAAAUUCAAUACAAAUAGGUGCGUCAAAAGUAGAAAAUUUUGUUUGUUGUAAUUUGCUGCAAAAACACAUCUGGUAAAUUGUGAGUUAAUACACUUUUGAAUAUUUACACAACCGUUUUUGAUAUUGUAAGUUCAUACCUACAUACAUACAGUGACUUACAGAAGUAUUUUGCAUUGUUUUGUUUACGUUAUUCAAAAUGUUUUUCGUGGGAAAUUUUUUUCGUUAGUUUUUUAUAAAAUAUGUAUAGCUCACUCAAGAUAGAAGGACGCACAGGGGUCACUUGACCGAUUUACAUAUUUUACUGUUAGUUUUCUAAAUUGGUAUUUCGAGAAUUUUAUUAUAAAUGCAUAAAAUUUACUUUAAAAGCAUUCAUAUUUUAUUGAUGUGUUUGAAACUUAAAUAAAUAGUACAACUACCUAAAAAGACGGACCCUAUUGGCAAAUAAGUAUAUUAAGUAUUUUUGUACUACUAAAAUAAGAAAAAUAAAAUUUGAAUUUUGUGUUGUUUUGAAAUUGGAUAAAAAGUUUUUAAUUUAAAAUUAUAAGUUUUUUGUUAUUAAAAUUUCCAGACAAGUGUUAAUCAGAUGUUGAACAAAAAAUUCAGUAUGCUGUUUAAUAACCCACUCAAUUUUAUGAUAAUAAAGUUUGAAAUUUCAAUGAAUAUUUGCUAAUCUUUCCAUAAUUUUCUUAUAAGUUUGAAAUUUUGAUUUAUGCCGUAUAUUGUAGAAUGAACUAUAUUUUUAUAAAAAGUUUACGAAAAUAUUUUAACAGGUAAAUAUUUUGAAUAUAUUAAGAAAAUGCUAUAUCAAAUACUUCUGUGAGUCACUGGAUGUAUGUAAUUGUAUUGUUAGUGUUUGGUUCUAAAUUUUACAUUUUAUUUAGGAAAAAACUAUAAAAUAUAAGUUUAAAAAUUGUUACUCAUUAAAAA